AUGUUUUGGAAAUUUAACUAUCAUCAAGUGUCUGCUAUCGACUCUAUCUUAUGUAAAGAGAAUGUAACCAUUGAAGAAGUUCUCGAUGAAGACGAUGUCUUACAAGAAUGUAAAGCACAGAAUACUAAAUUAAUUGAGUUUCUGUCUAGGCCAACUUCAAUCGAAGCAAUGGUCAAUUAUAUUGUAAAUGAACCUUCAGAAGAUGUCGAUGAAAAAAGUCGCUUCAAGUAUCCAAGUACAUCUUGCGAAAUCUUAACUUGCGACGUCUUCUCAAUUACUGAAAAUUUAGUUAAAGAACCAGCACUAACUGAAAAGCUAUGGUCAUUUCUAGAUAAUGAAUCUCCCUUAAAUCCUUUAUUAGCUAGCUUUUUUAGCAAGACUGUUGGUAUAUUAUUAAAGAGGAAUACAGAAGCUACCUUUAAUUAUUUGUGUGGCCAUGAUGGCGUUGUCAAUACUAUUCUGAAACAUUUUAAUACAUCAGCGAUUAUGGAUUUACUUAUGCGCCUAGUCACCUGUACUGAAAAUCCACAGCUAAAAUUUGCCAUCUUAAAGUGGUUGGACGAAGAAUCACUAAUAACAAAACUGAUAUUACUUAUUAAUCCAGCAAUCGAAAGCGAGAUGCAUUCUUAUGCUUCGCAAGUACUAUGUGAUAUUAUUAGACAAGGACGUGAACGUUUACCAACUAUGGUUGACAGUGAGCUACAUGAUCCUUUGCUUCGUACAAUUGAAAGGCAAGAAACUGUUCAACUAUUGAUAGAAAAUAUGUUGCAAGAAACAAAUGGCGAAAGAUGCGAUUCUGCUAUUGUAAGUGGUAUUCAGGUAUUACUUGCGAUGAUAGAUCUGCGAAGGACCAGUGAACAAUUAGAAGACGCAUCUGUGAUUAUAGACACUAAGGAAUUUGCUGAAGUUGAUAAUGAAAUACAAGGAAUAAUACCUAGGUUAAGGGACUUAACCGACCUUUUAAAAUCUCCUCCUCGUAGGCAAGCUAUGCGGACUACAGCUGGCUUACUACAACCACCAUUAGGAAAUGUCAGAUUGCAUGUCGCUAAAUUAGUUUCAGCUUUACUACUUACAAAUGUUCAUGCAGUCAACGUUGAAUUGGCUAAAUUAGGAACUUUAGAAUUAUUGUGGGAUCUGUUCUUCAAAUAUUCCUGGAAUAAUUUCCUUCAUUUACAUGUGGAGCAAUGUAUCGUUACAAUCCUUACCAAUACACCAAAUGAAGAGGAUGGUGCUAGAGUAUCUCCUCUGAUAAAUACGCUGUUCCAAAACUGCCGGAUAUUAGAAAAAAUAGUGGAUAAUUGGGAAGACAACGAGAAAGAAACGGCAAAUCCUCAUGGUCAACGCGGAGGCCAUAUGGGAUAUCUUACUCGAAUUGCUAAUACCGUAGCUACUAGAUUAGAAAGAGGUCCAAAUAAAGAGAUACUUCAAUCUUAUUGUGAUUAUACAGAUCUUGCCGAAGAUAUACAUGGGCGAUGGGAUCAGUUCAUUUCUGGUUCUCUUAAGGAGACAAAUAAGAGGAACGCUAUCGAAUUAGUAAAGCCGACCAAUUCUGGGACAUCCUCCAUAUCUGAUGAGGAUGACUUUCCUAGAGCUGUUACUGGCAAUUUACCGAAGAUUUACAAUCAUUAUCAAAUGUCUGACCUUGGCCCUAGUAUGAUAGAUAAAUUAUCAUACGAUGAAGAUGAAUUUCAAGACGAUGAUGAAUGCCUUAAGGCUCACUAUGACGCAUUAGAGGAUGUCAAAUUCAAAAUUGAUGUACAAGAUAGCAUGAAUUCAGCCAAUAUUUUCGAAGAACGCUGUAACGAAAAAAUGGCUGCUUUUGACGAAACCACCGAAGAUGUCUGGGAAGAACGCGAGUUCUCAAUUACCAGCGAAUCCCAUGAGUUAGUUUCUUUCUAUUGA
Trichoplax adhaerens is the source of this 1902-nucleotide messenger RNA. RefSeq lists its product as uncharacterized. Gene Ontology annotation, molecular function: protein phosphatase binding; protein phosphatase regulator activity. Gene Ontology annotation, cellular component: cytosol; nucleus. Bases 1 to 1902 code for a protein of 633 amino acids. Lineage: Eukaryota; Metazoa; Placozoa; Uniplacotomia; Trichoplacea; Trichoplacidae. The transcript has 15 exons. The record is from RefSeq and is a predicted model, not a curated record.